AGAGUUAAUAUCCUAGACAUUUAGAAGCAUUAGACAACUCUUUGCAAAGAUGGCAGCUAAGGUUUUUGCCUUUUUUUUUGCUCUCCUUGCUCUCUCGGCGACCGCUGCUACAGCGUACAUUUCACCAGUGACCGCUGCAGCAGCAACUAUUAUUCCGCUAUACUCCCCGCAGGCUACUGCUAUAGCAGCCACACACCCGUGCAUGCAGUACUAUGCACAACUCCAGGCGUUGGCAUCAGGUAUCUUAGCCCCAUCCGCCGUGCUCAUUCAACAACCACUUGCCAUCGUUCAGCAGCAAUGCCAAGCACAUCUUGCAGUACAGAGCAUAAUUGCUCUUCGUCACCAACAACAAAUGUUGGUGAACCCCGCUGCUACCCUGCUGCAAAACAUGUUCAACCAACUGGCUGUAGCGCACCCCAUCACCGUUUCCGCCUACUGGCAACAACAACAAUUACUGCCAAACGUGUUUAACCAAGUGGCUAUGACGAGCCCAGUAACCUACUGGCAGCAGCAACAACUGCUGUCAAACGUGUUCAACCAAGUGGCUUUGGUGAACCCCAUCACUGCUGCCUACUGGCAACAACCACAAUUGCUGUCAAAUGUGUUCAACCAAGUGGCUAUAGCAAGUCCUGUCACCAACUGGCAGCAGCAACAACAAUUGUUGUCAAACGUGUUCAGCCAAGUGGCUUUGGCGAACCCUGCUGCCUACUUGCAACAACCCUUCAUCAAUGGUGCUAUCUUCUAGAUGAUGUAUGAGGUUGUACUCCAAUAAUAAAGUUCACAUACCAAUACUCUGUGUUUUCAUAAAUGAAAAGCAAAGAUG
This is a messenger RNA of Panicum virgatum (switchgrass), 823 nucleotides long. RefSeq names its product zein-alpha PMS1-like. The record is from RefSeq and is a predicted model, not a curated record. The transcript has a single exon. NCBI's taxonomy places the organism in Eukaryota, Viridiplantae, Streptophyta, Magnoliopsida, Poales, Poaceae. Bases 50 to 745 code for a protein of 231 amino acids. Gene Ontology annotation, molecular function: nutrient reservoir activity.